AUGGAGCCACCCUCCACGCCGCAGCGCUCUGUCCUGGGGUCUCGGCGUGCCCCGACCCCGUCAUCCUCCACGAAGAAGGGCAGGGCCACGAGGAGUAAGCGUCGAUCCUCCGGACAGGCAGCACGGGCCGUCGUUGACAACCAACCUCCGGAAUCCUCAUCCGAUACCACAAAGGUCUUCUGGGUUAGCUUGGGUAAUCCGACGUACAAGUUCUGCGUCUUCCGGGAAGCUGUGAGGGGGUUGACCGGGCCCAAGCUCGCGCGGAUGUUAGAUGAUAUCAUGACCAGCUUGUACCAGGCGCACAGUGACAAGAACUUCGACGUCAUCGGCACCGUUUGCGACGGAGCAGCUGAGCACCGGUCGUUCCAGAAGUAUCUAGCGGAGAUAGCAUUCUCCGAGUGGGCACGCGGAGACUCGGCGUUCGAGAAGCGGAUGGGGGACUUCAAGGUAGCCUUCAAACAUCCUAGCCACGGCGGGCCCGUGUUCAACAUGUCCGAUCCAGUACACCUCCUGAAGAAGGUCGUGAACGCCCUCUGGCACAGCGACAUCCCGAGCAAGCAACGUGACCUCAAGAAGCUUUGGUACAACGAGGCAGCAGAGGACUACGAAUGGGUGUCGUUCUCUCUCAAGACGCUGGAGAAGGUGUGGAAAGAGGAGGAGGCAGGCGGAGGGGUUCGUUCUGUGGCAGAACAGGCUGCCCACCUCAUCCGCUUCUUGAAGUUCGACCCCGAGAUGUUCACCAGGAACAGCCACAACUGCAUGAGCGUGGGGCUCUCGGCCAAGCGCAAUGGGGAAGCUGGAGGCCAACAACCAACCGCCAUCUGGAGAAAUAGAGACCUAUGCUGA
Ectocarpus siliculosus is the source of this 846-nucleotide messenger RNA. The record is from the annotation of a GenBank genome assembly. Lineage: Eukaryota; Phaeophyceae; Ectocarpales; Ectocarpaceae.